Saccostrea cuccullata (small rock oyster) is the source of this 4072-nucleotide messenger RNA. RefSeq lists its product as uncharacterized. The record is from RefSeq and is a predicted model, not a curated record. Gene Ontology annotation, cellular component: cytoplasm; membrane. Lineage: Eukaryota; Metazoa; Mollusca; Bivalvia; Ostreida; Ostreidae. The transcript is spliced from 8 exons. The coding region runs from base 29 to 1867 and encodes 612 amino acids.
UCCACCACACAGAGUGAAAUCAAUAUCUAUGGCCAGUUUUACCCCAGAGGAAAUUGAUUUCAUUAAAUGUCAUGGAAAUGAAUUUUGUAGAAAAGUUUGGCUUGGGUUAUAUGACAGCCAAAAAGACCAAGCUGAACCCGACUCCAGAGAUGAACAGAAAAUCAAAGAUUUCAUGGCUCAGAAGUACGAGAGGAAGCGGUGGUACCAGGCGCCGACGGAAGCCAUGAAGGAGGAGGCCAGACAAGUGAACGAGUCAGCCACAAACAGAAACGUACCCACACGACCACUGAAGACAAUACUAGGAGACAAAACUCCCAAACUCGUGGUCCAAAAUCAGUCCCCCCAGACAACACCAAAGAAUCAUGCAGCCCAGCAGCCCCCUCCUGUGUCCCAGCCCCCCGUAUCCCUGAGUUCCUCCCCCCCAGGACAACAGAAUCAGUCCUCAGGAUCCACCACUAUGGACCUGUUAGGGGAUUUAGGAGGAGACCCUUUUGCAUCAUCGGCACCCCCAGCCCCACAAGUAGCCACAGGUGGUGGAGGUGAAGGGGGUUUUGCUGAUUUUAGCCAGUUUUCUGCACAACCUGCUUCUCAACCCUUCCCAGCAUUCCAGAGUUCCAGCAAUACAAACACACUAUUUCCAAUGUCCAACACACCAAUCAGUGCUGCCCCAGCAGUGAAUGGGGGAUUCCCCAGUUUUUCCCCUGCCCAGGCCCCUCCAUCAGCGCCUUCUGGCGGUGAAUCCUCAGCGUCAGGGGGAAACAAAUACUCAGAUCUAGGAGACCUGUUCAGCACCCCUGCCACAACAGAGUCCAACACAACAGCCCUAAGCUGGGGUGGAUCUACCUCCAGUUCAGGCAUCUCCUGGGGUGGGGGAGGAGGAAGCAGCAGUUCAGGGGGGAUAGACUGGAACAGCGGAGGGGGUGGUGGAACGGGUAUGAACUGGAGCAGUGGGGGGUUGAGCAGCACCAUGGGAACCACCAUGAACUGGAACGCUUCUUCAGGCAGUACUAGUUCUAUGGCACCAUCUCAUUCAGCCUUCUGUAUCCCCCCCAGUGCUUACUCGUAUAGCCAGCUGGGUAGAGGUGGAAACCCGUUCUUCUCAGACUCUGGGGGAGCCAAUCCAUUUGGAGAAACAACAGCUGCCACCCAGUCUAAUGUUAGCAAUCCAUUCGGGGGAAGUGCAGGUGGAGGUCAGCCAUCUUUGUUUGGCAACCAGCCUAAUGCAGGAUUUGGGCAACACUCAGGGGGGUUCGGGAAUCAACCAACCAGUGUAGCGGGAUUUGGGCAACAAUCAGGGGGGUUCGGGAAUCAACCGACCAGUGUAGCAGGAUUUGGGUCGCACACCUCCACGGCGGGAGGAUAUGGAACACCCACAUCAGCUGCUGGAGGAUUUGGUGCCCCCCAAACGUCAGUGGCUAGAGGGUUUGGACCCCCUGCUUCAAACCCUGGUACUUUUAACAUGGGAGGGUUUGGACAGACCUCAACAGCUGGAGGAUUUGGAAGCACUCCUACGACAGGUGGGUUCGGACAAAACCCACCAGCUGGUAAUUUUGGACCACCUGGGGGAGGUUUUGGAGGUGCGGGAAUGUCAAAUCAGUUUCAUAAUCAGAAUGGAGUCUUCAGUUCAAUGGGACCAUCAAGUACAAGUGGUGGAUUUGGGACUGUUUCACAUGCCCAGACAAUGCCAAAUCAGUUUGGACAUUCAAUGCCAGGACAAUUUGAUAAUAAAAUGGGAGGUGCCCAUGGGUUUCCAUCAGGAUGGGGAGGCCAGCCUGCAGCCACAAGUGCUCAGCCAGUCAAUCCAUUUUUGUCAACAGCCUCUCAGUCAAUGGCCCCAAAGAGUGGUUCAACAAAUCCCUUCUUGUGAUGGACUGGAACAGUUUGUUUUAGCUUUUUAUGAAUUUAAUUUUGAGUGUACACUUCUUGAAAGGUCUUUUCAACCAAAGGUGAUUUUUCAGUUGAACAAAGAUGACAGUGGUGCCAUGUGUUGUUGAAUGCUAUCAGUGUGGGCUUGCAUGAGAUUAUAAGGAGUUUGGAAGAUUAUAUUUCUCUCAUGAAACUGAAGUCAUUUUCAUGUGCGUGUAUACUGAUGUUAUUAAAUUUUACUAAGCUUUUGUUAAAUCAAAGGUAUAUUAUUUGAUGCAGAACAGUUAGCAAAGAAGAGUAUGUUGUGAUAUGGAGAGUAGCUUUGCCAGAUGUAAUAUCCUUCAUCUUUUUUUUUUCCUUUUUGGUUUGACAAUCUCUUAAAUUCUUAAUCAUUGAGAGUACAGUUAAGGUCCAAAAUGUGUCAACAAAGCCAAAUUUGACUAUGAUUGCGGAAUUUGUCAGCUCAAAAUUUUGCAUUAUUUGUAAAUUUUCCAGUUUUUAGUGAAUAGAUCAUUGGAAAGAAUUAAUGAAGUUGAAGAUAAAAGAUUUUCCAUAGCCAAAAAUGCAAUUUUAUUUAUUUUUUUUUGGCCAAAGUGAUCUAAUAAGAUAAAGUGCCAUUCAGUAGUUGUUGGUCAAGAGCUAAAUUUAGCAAAUUAAGCAACCAUUUUCAGAUUUAGCAACAUUAAAGUAUAAGGACCUUUCCUGCACUGUAGUUAUUAUAACUACCUUUAAUAUACAAUCAUUAAUUUGGAAUAACAUGUCUAAAGAAGUAGAGGAAGCUUAGAAUUGUGUAAAAGUGAAUUAAAUUCAACAUUUUCCCUAGAAUUUUAUCACAAAUAUUUAGAGUAUUUGUAUUUGAAUUACAUGUUUGAAAAUCCGAUUUUUAUGUCAGUUGUUUAAGGUUUCAGUAAGAGUGUGUUAAUUUAUGGUUAGUGAAAUGUUUUGCUUUUAUAAAGUGCAGUUGUGUUAAAAUGUUGAAAAUUUUAUGUAUUGAAAUUUCUUCGUAGAAGUAUUCAUAUUCUUACUAUAAACCAUGUACUUUUUAAUAAGUUAAUUUUCUUAUCUUUUUGGCAUUGAUUAUUACUGUAAUAAGGGAUAUAUCAUCUUGAAAAUUAUACAUGUAAACAAAACUUAACAUUAAGAUGAGGAUUGUGUAUGAAAGAAGUAAUUUUACACAUUGACUUUUUUUUAAAGAAAUGAAUCUAUGUAAAUUAUUUCAAACCAAGUUUGAUGUCAUAGAUCAACAAAUGUACAUACAUGUAUAUAUAUAUUACCAUAUUUUCAUCAUACCCCGAUUGUAAGAAUGUAUCCAAGGGCAUUAAAUUGCAAAAAAAUUAUAAUUUAAGUACAUUGUAACAACAAAAUUAAGUAGUUACAUAAAUUUAAAGUUUGUUUCAAUAAUAUGUUUUGUAAUUUCUGUCUAAAAGAUUUUUAAACUCAAAAAAUAUGUGUUAGUAAGUUCAUAGAUUAUGUCUUCCAUAACAAUGCUAAGUUUAAAAUUUAUAGAAGGUUUGAAAUUUGUUGUGACAAUUAAAUUAAAAAGAAAUGUUUAAACUCUUAGUAUUAAAAAAAACAAUACAGACAUGUCAAUUUAAACGAAAUCAUACAAUUCUCUCUAGGAUUUCGAAAAGUUUGAAUAUGAAUAGGAAUAUCUCUGCAACAGAGUUUAUUCUAUUGUGAAGAGGCUGUAAAUCCAAUGAUGUACAACUAUGACCUUGCUAGUGUCUUAAGGAAAAUGUGACUUUUAAGUUAUAUUUGUUAUUAAUUAAAUGCUUCAUUUCAGAAUAUGCCUUGUUGAUAUUUGUAUGAUUAUUAUUUCCACUGUAUGAAAUAUUAAGGUUUUGAAAAGUCUGUGCAAAAACUCGUAAUACAUUAUUUGCUUAUUAUGCAGAAUGGUAAAAUGCUAUUGUUCAAUAUCUUGUCUAGAAACAGGGUACUGAUUUUUAUCUAAAUAUCUAGGCUGGGUGUGUUUAUCUAAUUGCUUUUUAUCUCAAUUGUCAAAGACGCAGCGUACAGCCUGUUUUGGUGUAGGCCAUUGCUUUACGGGCAUAUAUGGCUAAAUAAUUUUGUUUGUUACUAUAGUUUCAGUAUUUAUACACUGUAGAUAUAUUUAAAUUGCAAUAAUUGGCAGAAAUAUUAAUGAGCAGAUGUAUAAUGAGUCAUUCUUAAUUUUGUUGUAAAAUAACAAAUAUAAAAUCAGAUUUUA